CUCAUUGCAUAGACUUAGAACACUAUAGGCACAAUGUCUUGGCUUAUUCCCUCCCUCCCUUCCAUCCCCGGCUGGUCAAGGCCAGCUCCACCAGCCGAAUCAGAAGACGACGAGCACGACAAGAAGAUCAAUGGCGAGGAAGAAGAAGACGAGGAUCUCGACGUCCCUCCCCAAUUCCCGCUCCCCAACUCGGCCCAGCGCUCGCAGGCCCUAGCCCCGCCCCCAGCACCAGCACUAGCUCUCGCGCCACCGUCGCCGCCAAGACAGCGCUCGGCGUCUCCGCCGUCCGACCUGAAUAUUGCAAUUAUCAACGACCCCAUCCCGCUCGGUAACAUGCCUCUGCCGCACAGCACGACAACACGGCCCGAGUUUGGCAUCAAGGCCGGUGGCGGCCUGGACGCGAGCGGCGCGCUCAAGCCCCCACCGCCCAAGAAGGUCAAGGGGCGGGGCAAGGUCGCGCUCGCGCCGGGCCACUCGGCGCUCGACUGGGCACGUCUGCAGCGCAGUGGGGCGGAUCUGCGAGGUAUCCAGGGGACGGUAUAUCUGCGCGUCACGAUGGAGGAGCUCAAGCAGCACAAGUCGCGUGACGACGCGUGGUCGGCCUUCAACGGGCGUGUGUACAACAUUACACCAUACUUGAACUUCCACCCUGGCGGCGCCGACGAGCUGAUGCGCGUGGCGGGACGCGACGGCACAAAGCUGUUCAUCCUCGAGCUGCCCCCGACCCCAGCGGCGCUCCACGCCCCGAGCCUCACCUGCCGCCGACUACACGCGGCCGCGAGCUCGCCGAUCGCGUGGGCGCGCGUGUUCUUCGCUGUGCCGGGGUUCCGGUUGCGGCCGGAGUUUGCGCGCCGCGUAGUGGCGACCGUCGACGCGCCGGGGCGGUGGGACGAGGACGGGCGGACGUGGGUGCCGGGCCGCGCUGGGCCGCCGGCGCCGGCGCUGUCCUGGCGUGACUGGCUCGCGCGGUUCCCGCGCCUCGUCCUCCCCGCGCGCCUGGUAUCCUUGCUCACAGGCGAAGCGGCAGAGGCCUCAGCGCCGGCCGGAACGCGGACCCCGAGCUCGGCGCCGUUGUCGACAGCCGACGCGCCAAUCCCAGUACACUACCCCACGCUGUACCGCGCGCGCCUGCUCGCGGGGGAAGAGAUGCGCGGCCUCGGGCCGCACGCGCGCUUUCCCUACGCUGGCAUCGACGACGAAGCAAGCGAGGAAGACGUGCCCGUCAGCCCGAACCACGUGUGGACGAUGGACGCGCACGCGGGGUACGUGUACGCUGUGGCGCUCAAGUCGCCGUGGGCGAUCAGCGGGAGCCGCGACCGCAGCUUCCGGGUAUGGUGUAUGCCUCCCCUGGGGGCGGUCGAGAGCGAGUACGGCCCCGUGCUUGCGUACACCCAUGAAUCAGCACACGAGGGCAGCGUGCUCAGCGUCGACUUUGAGUGUUCUGGCAGCGCGGGGUUCCUGGUCACUGGGUCGAGCGACAUGACGGCGUCGUGCUGGGCGCUCGACUUUGGGACUGGCGCCCAAGACGCGCGCGGGGACGUGUCGGGUGUGUCGGCGCACAAGGUCGCCACGCUCAGAGGGCACACAGGGCGCGUGGCUGCCGUCGCUCUGACACAGCGGUUCAUUGUCACUGGGUCGCACGACAGCACGAUACGAAUCUACGACCGCGCCACCGUGGUCGACGACGCGCCGCCGCUCCACGUACUCCACACGCACGUCGAGCCGCUGAGCGCGAUCCGCCUCGACCCGUCGGGCGGCGAGCGUAUCGUCACUACCGCGAUCGACGGGAAAUGGGCGAUCGUCGACCUUGCGACGGGGGCGGAGGUGGCAGGCCGGGGCGGAGGGCCAAAGUACACCUGUGUCGACUGGGCGGGGGACACGGUGGCCUGCGGCACCGUCGACGGGCAGGUCCUCCUCUACUCUGCGAGCGACGCCGCCGUGCGCCUCGCCAUUCCUGGCGAGCUGCGGCGCCCCGUCCGUGCUGUGCUGUAUGACGAUGAUGCGGGGAGUAUCUUGUCUGCCGGGCACGACCAACGCGCACACUUCUGGGACCUCGCUGGCCGUAGGCAGCGGACGUACGACUUCCAGGCGCACACCGUCUACGCUAUGAGCCGUGACGGGCUUCGCUUGGCCUGCGCCGCGGGCACAUCAGUCUGGUUCAUCACGUACGGCGCGGGCCUGCCCUACUUCGGCCUGUUUGCGUGAGCGAUCGAGCAAGCGGGCAACGUCGAUUGUUUGGUUCCCCUAGCGCUCGCUCUCUUGUUCGCCUCGCUCGCAGCGCAGGCCGAAUACACCAAUCGAAACAAGAACCCGAUCUAUUUGUGUAUUGUUCCGCACCACCAGAUCUCGCCCACCAACUCACACCCCCGACGCCCUGUCUCGGCCUGUAAUGCUAGAGUGGUAU
Molecule: messenger RNA, 2404 nt
Organism: Vanrija pseudolonga
Lineage: Eukaryota; Fungi; Basidiomycota; Tremellomycetes; Trichosporonales; Trichosporonaceae
Gene: cyb5r4
Product: Cytochrome b5 reductase 4
Exons: 6
Coding region: 34-2205 (723 amino acids)
Molecular function (GO): cytochrome-b5 reductase activity, acting on NAD(P)H; protein binding; heme binding
Source: RefSeq, a predicted model, not a curated record